Peromyscus maniculatus bairdii (prairie deer mouse) is the source of this 638-nucleotide messenger RNA. Lineage: Eukaryota; Metazoa; Chordata; Mammalia; Rodentia; Cricetidae. The record is from RefSeq and is a predicted model, not a curated record.
GCCCUACCCCAAGCCAGGUCUGCCGUGUGUGAUAAGCUGAAUGACCCAGCUAGCUACACCCGUGCGUGUACUACCCUGCAGUCUCCACGUUUCUCCUCUUAGACCCUAGAAAGGGCAUCCAGCACCGUUAAGUUCUUCUUCUCUGAGGCGUUCAUGGGUCAGCACUUCCAGGAGGUGGAGUUAGACAAAGGGGAGCCUCAGCCCGGAGACCUCUUCCUGUUCAAGUUGCAGUCUCCUAGGGCACAGUGGUUCGGGGCCCACGUGGGUGUUUACUGUGGCCACGGAGAGAUCAUACACUUUGAGGGCAGGACCUCUGGCAGUGGUGGACUACAAACCCUGCUGGGUUACUGCGAAGGUGUGGUGUGCAAACAGGGUCACCGCGCGCUGCAGCGCUCCCGAAAGCUCUGGCGUGUGCUUCGCAGACGCGGUGGCAUUGACCCCAAGGUGCUGGAGCGCCGCGUGCAAGAAGCUAUGAACAGCGAUCCUCCUCUCUAUAAUCCCACUAGCAGCAACUGCGUGCACUUUGCACUGAACCUGUUGGGCGUGGACUCAAUGUCAAUGGAAAUGGACUUAACCACGGAUUAAUGUGACCUUAGUCCCUCCUGAGUGGGGCAGAAGAGGCUUCAGAAAGGAUCAUU